Saccostrea cuccullata (small rock oyster) is the source of this 1108-nucleotide messenger RNA. RefSeq names its product delta-like protein B. The record is from RefSeq and is a predicted model, not a curated record. Lineage: Eukaryota; Metazoa; Mollusca; Bivalvia; Ostreida; Ostreidae. The coding region runs from base 2 to 586 and encodes 194 amino acids. The transcript has 4 exons.
AAUGCAGAUGUCCCUUUUAAGAAAGUUUCUACUUGUUGGUGGUAUCAUAUUGCACUGGCAAAAUAUUUUGGCUCAGAGCGUUGGCGGUUGUAAUAAUGAUUCAGAUUGUAUAGAAAAUGCAAAUUGCGAUGUUGAUUCAAACCAAUGUUUUUGUGACAUGAACUCUGCCCCAUUCCAAAAUGUUCCAUCACAAACUAUUGUGUGCCAAGUGGGUGCCUGUUCCCUGGUAGAGAGAGAAGACGAAUGUGGACCACGUGGAAAAUGUAAAAUUCCUGAGGAUAUUUUUGACUACCCUGUCUGCUUCUGUCACGGGGGGUUUUUUGGACCAAGAUGCAUGGAUCUAUGUGAAAGGAACAGUGACUGCAAUGGGGGAACAUGUGUUGAAAAGGGGGGACAGAAAGUGUGUGACUGCCCACCAGGUACUACGGGUAGCCAAUGUCAAGUUACAACAACAACGACAGUGACUACAUCCAUGACGACCACAAGGAGAAGCCGACUAGGGGGCGUGGUUUUAGCUAUUGGGGGAGGUAUCGGACUACUAGCCCUCCUGGGAGCUGCAGCUGCCACCUCAGCUGUAUCCGGAUAGCAAAAACCAUCAUCGAGGAACGUGUUUUAUCUACAUGUUAUAUUUCGAAAUGAUAAAUUAAAAUGAACAUUCUGAGAGUAUUGCAUUUCAUACACAUGUCCCCUACCGGAUUCCCCUUUUUCGUAAGGGUGUCAUUUAAUGUCAUUGAAUACUGUAAACCAACUUUUAUUCGCGGGUGAAAAAUUUUCGCGAAUUUCGCGAGAGCGUCCUCGUCGCGAACUGGUCCUGUAAGUCUCUAUGCCUAUUGACUGCAAAUCCAAAAAGGUUUGAUCGCGAAAAUUAAUCGUCGUGAAUUAGUUUUCCCCCGAUAAAUCACGAAAUAAAGUCGUCGUGAAUAAAAGUUGGUUUACAGUAAUAUCCUGCAUAUGAAAUGUGUCCAUAAACUUUGGACAAUUCGGUAAUUACUUUUUUCUGAAUGAAAUGUCUCUGAAUUAAGUGUAUUCAUCAUAAUGAAAGAUUUGUUAACAUAAAUUAAAUGUUUCUCCAAUCCGUAUACUCUCAAAUGCAAUAGCAAAAAACAAA